AAAAGAAGAUACAAGAAAUCGUUCACCUGCACUCAGUGUGGAAAGAGUUUAGCAAGCAAACCACAUCUUGAUCUUCACAUGAGAGUUCACACCGGAGAGAAACCGUUCACAUGCGAUCAGUGCGGGAAGAGUUUCACACAGAAACCACAUCUUAAGAGCCACAUGAAGAUCCACAUGGGAGAGAAACCAUACGUGUGUAAUCAGUGCGGGAAGAGUUUCACACACAAAAAUAAUCUUGAAGUUCACAUGAGAGUUCACACUGGAGAGAAACCGUUCACAUGUGAUCAGUGCGGGAAGAGUUUCUCACAAUCAGCAAGCCUUAAAGAACACAUGAAAAUCCACACCGGAGAGAAACCGUUCACAUGUGAUGAGUGUGGAAAGAGAUUCAAGUGCCAAAAUAAUCUUGAGCUUCACAUGAGAAUCCACGCGGGAGAAAAGCCAUUCACCUGCUCUCAGUGUGGAAAGAGUUUCACAUACAAACAACAUCUUGAUGCUCACAUGAGAGUUCACACCGGAGAGAAACCGUUCACAUGUGAUCAGUGCAGGAAGAGUUUCACACAGAAAAUACACCUUAAGAGCCACAUGAAGAUCCACACGGGAGAGAAGCCUCACGCAUGCGAUCAAUGUGGGAAGAGCUUCACACAAUCAGCACAACUCAAGAGACACAUGAGGGUCCACACCGGAGAGAAGCCGUUCACAUGCGAUCAAUGCGGGAAGAGUUUCCCAUAUAAACAAUGUCUUGAUGUUCACAUGAGGAUCCACACCGGAGAGAAACCAUUCAUGUGCGAUCAGUGUGAAAAGAGCUUCUCAAGCAAACUAAAUCUUGAUCUUCACAUGAGAGUUCACACCGGAGAGAAGCCGUUCACAUGCGAUCAGUGCGGGAAGAGCUUCACACAGAAACCACAUCUUACGGGGCACAUGAGGAUCCACACGGGAGAGAAGCCGCACGUAUGUGAUCAGUGCGGGAAGAGUUUCACACAAUCAACACACCUUAAAGAACACAUGAAAAUCCACACCGGAGAGAAAUCAUUCAUGUGUGAUCA
Messenger RNA from Sinocyclocheilus rhinocerous, 1043 nucleotides. Its product is annotated as gastrula zinc finger protein XlCGF8.2DB-like. Gene Ontology annotation, molecular function: DNA-binding transcription factor activity, RNA polymerase II-specific; RNA polymerase II transcription regulatory region sequence-specific DNA binding. The transcript is spliced from 2 exons. NCBI's taxonomy places the organism in Eukaryota, Metazoa, Chordata, Actinopteri, Cypriniformes, Cyprinidae. Gene Ontology annotation, cellular component: nucleus. The record is from RefSeq and is a predicted model, not a curated record. Gene Ontology annotation, biological process: regulation of transcription by RNA polymerase II. The annotation marks the transcript as partial.